Messenger RNA from Diabrotica balteata, 1753 nucleotides. Lineage: Eukaryota; Metazoa; Arthropoda; Insecta; Coleoptera; Chrysomelidae. The record is from the annotation of a GenBank genome assembly.
AUGGCCAAAACCAAGAAGAAGUUAUCCAGAACAUCACUCACAAAAUCUCGUAGCUCCAAGAAGAACAAGAAUUCCACAUCUAACGUUACAGUAAUCCAAGAACUCCAUAUGGGCAACUCUCGAAACGACUCCAUUAGGUUUGAAGCAGGAGACUUGGUACCUACAACGGGAUCUCUAUACGUUGCUGCAGCUUGUUCCCUUGCACUGAUUACUUUGUCGGUCAUUGUGGUUUCAGCUGUUUGCGUUAAACGAAAAAGUAGAAACCAAGAACCAACUUCAUACUGUGUAGCCUUCGCUUUAAAGAGUUUGAAAUUCCUCAGCAGUUCCCCUUUAGUUCUUAUCAUACAUCGUCCGCAAAGACCAGGAUCUGGAUUAAGUAUGUCCAUGCUCGAUCCACGUCAAACCGAUCCCACCAAACGUUUGCGCUCCCUCUCGGUUGCUCGCGAUACUCUUGUGUUAACUCGUUUGGUACAAGAGGGCAUCUACGGUCGAAUAUAUCAAGGAACCUAUGGAAAUCAUCCAGUCACCAUUAAAUCCUUAAAUGAAACUGCAUCUAAAAGACUGGUUAGUUCAUUCUUGGCCGAGGGUAGCAUGUUUUAUGGCAUGGAACACAAAAACGUCUUGACCAUACUCUGUGCUAAUUUGGACGACCCGAAACAACCACUACUCAUUUAUCCCUAUACCAACAGGGGAAAUUUAAAAAAAUUCCUGAUAAAAUGUCGACAAAAGAAGGGCCACAUAAUACUAUCAACACAAAACUUAGUUGACAUAAGCAUUCAAAUUUUAUUGGGAAUUAUGUAUCUGCACGGCCAGCAUAUUUGUUAUAAGGAUAUCGCCACCAGAAAUGUCGUGAUUGAUGAUAAACUCCAAGUCAAAAUCACCGACAACUCCUUAUCACGUGAUCUAUUUCCAAAUGAUUACUUCUGCUUGCAGAAUCAAGAAAGCAAACCCGUCAAAUGGAUGGCCCUGGAGAGUUUGCUCUACAAUCAAUACACCGCUGCGUCUGAUGUGGGCGCAGAAUUUAAACCUAUACUCUUAUUUUUAUUGCAGUGGUCCUUUGGAGUACUACUGUGGGAGCUGACCACCAUGGCACAACAGCCGUACCCGGACGUAGAUCCAUUCGAGUUAGGGGUUUUCAUUAGAAAUGGAAUGAGGUUGCGCCAACCCCACGGCUGCCCGGACCAACUUUUUGCUUUAAUGACCUACUGCUGGGCCCACCAUCCAGCAGAAAGACCACAUGUCAACCAGAUGCUGGCCUUUCUUCAGGAGUUCUACACAGCUUUGUGCAGAUUCGUCUAAAUAGACUAAACACAAUUAACAUCAGUGUAAGUAGAAAAUAAGUUUCUGUAUCGGAUAUUCGCGUAAGUUAUUCCCGACUUGAAUAAAGCAACUUUCUAAUGAAUCUAAAAAGCCACUAAAUGCAAUAAAUCCAGUAAACUAAAUCAGAUACACUUUAACCAGUUACAUAAAAUUACAAAGACAUCACAGUUGGCAGGUUUGAACCUGUAAAACCCUUCCGAAAUGUUUAAAAGUUCAAAAAAUGCAUCAUGCACGAAUUCUUUGUUUAAGUUAGGAAUUUCUUAGGGGAAUAAUCGUGAAUUGCUUAAUUUUAUUGUAGUGGUAAUAUUGAAGGAAAUUGUAUCAGGGUUAUUGAUGUAACUAACUAUUUAUUAUAUAUGGUUUACUAUUAUAUAUACCUAACUUAACCAUAAUUGUAUAAGCACUAGGUGUAAUAAUAAAAGCAUAUUCAAUU